This is a messenger RNA of Saccharomyces kudriavzevii IFO 1802, 2400 nucleotides long. It is a transcript of the gene OPT1, whose product is annotated as oligopeptide transporter OPT1. Gene Ontology annotation, molecular function: oligopeptide transmembrane transporter activity. The coding region runs from base 1 to 2400 and encodes 799 amino acids. Lineage: Eukaryota; Fungi; Ascomycota; Saccharomycetes; Saccharomycetales; Saccharomycetaceae. Gene Ontology annotation, biological process: transmembrane transport. The record is from RefSeq and is a predicted model, not a curated record. The transcript has a single exon.
AUGAGCAUCAUACAUAGGGACAUCGACUCCGUAGAGUCGGAGCCCUCGCCAUCGCCGGCUGCCAUCCCCAUCCAGAUCAACGUGGAAGACGAAAAGAAGGACGCUUUUGUCAAGAAUAUCGACGAGGAUAUCAAUAACUUCACGACCACUACCGACGAAGAAGAUCGUGAUCCGGAGAGCCAGAAAUUCGACCGCCAUUCCAUCCAAGAGGAGGGUCUCGUUUGGAAGGGCGACCCUACAUACCUGCCCAAUUCCCCGUAUCCGGAAGUGAGGGCAGCAGUUUCCAUCGAGGAUGACCCGACCAUCCGUCUCAACCACUGGAGAACCUGGUUCCUAACCACUAUUUUCGUAGUGGUUUUUGCCGGUGUCAAUCAGUUCUUUUCCCUAAGAUAUCCGUCGCUAGAAAUAAAUUUCAUUGUCGCACAGGUCGUUUGCUUCCCGAUAGGAAGGGUGCUGGCUCUUUUGCCCGAUUGGAAGUGCCGCAGGGCUCCGUUCUUUGAUUUGAAUCCGGGUCCCUUUACCAAGAAAGAACACGCGGUGGUCACCAUUGCCGUAGCGCUCACCUCUUCCACUGCAUACGCCAUGUACAUUUUGAACGCCCAGGGCAGCUUCUACAACAUGAAGCUGAACGUCGGAUAUCAGUUCUUGUUGGUUUGGACAUCUCAGAUGAUCGGUUACGGUGCCGCGGGUCUGACCAGAAGAUGGGUCGUAAACCCUGCAAGUUCUAUUUGGCCUCAAACAUUGAUUUCCGUGUCAUUGUUCGAUUCGCUGCAUUCGAGGAAAAUCGAAAAGACUGUCGCAAACGGCUGGACAAUGCCCCGCUACAGAUUCUUCCUGAUUGUUCUUAUCGGAUCGUUUCUCUGGUACUGGGUGCCCGGGUUCCUCUUCACCGGAUUGUCAUAUUUCAACGUCGUUCUAUGGGGCUCCAAGACAAGACACAAUUUUAUCGCCAACACAAUAUUCGGUACCCAAAGUGGGCUCGGUGCCCUGCCAAUUACGUUUGACUACACUCAAAUCUCCCAGGCCAUGUCCGGUUCCGUCUUCGCUACACCGUUCUACGUCUCCGCCAACACUUAUGCGUCAGUGUUGAUUUUCUUCGUCAUUGUUCUGCCCUGUCUUUAUUUCACCAACACCUGGUAUGCCAAAUACAUGCCCGUCAUUUCGGGUUCCACUUAUGACAACACUCAAAACAAAUAUAACGUGACCAAGAUCUUGAACGAGGACUAUUCCAUUAACCUCGAGAAAUACAAGGAAUACUCGCCUGUGUUCGUCCCAUUCUCAUACCUGCUGUCAUACGCUUUGAAUUUUGCUGCCGUCAUCGCUGUUUUUGUCCACUGUUUCUUAUAUCACGGUAAGGAAAUCCUUGCCAAGUUCAAAGACCGUAAAAACGGUGGCACCGACAUUCAUAUGAGAAUCUACACCAAAAAUUAUAAAGACUGCCCCGAUUGGUGGUAUCUACUCUUGCAAAUUGUCAUGAUCGGGUUAGGAUUUGUGGCCGUUUGUUGCUUCGAUACCAAGUUCCCAGCUUGGGCAUUUGUCAUUGCAAUUUUGAUUUCUCUCGUAAACUUCAUUCCACAAGGUAUCUUGGAAGCAAUGACCAACCAGCACGUUGGUUUGAAUAUUAUUACUGAGUUGAUCUGUGGUUAUAUGCUACCUUUAAGGCCGAUGGCGAACUUGCUAUUCAAACUAUACGGUUUCAUUGUCAUGAGACAGGGCCUAAAUUUGAGCAGAGAUCUAAAAUUGGCCAUGUACAUGAAAGUCUCCCCCCGUUUGAUAUUUGCUGUUCAAAUAUAUGCCACUAUCAUAUCCGGUAUGGUCAACGUUGGUGUUCAAGAGUGGAUGAUGCACAACAUUGACGGCUUAUGUACCACCGAUCAGCCAAACGGAUUCACCUGUGCAAAUGGUCGUACUGUUUUCAAUGCCUCCAUCAUCUGGUCUUUACCAAAAUACCUUUUCUCCACGGGACGUAUUUACAACCCAUUAAUGUGGUUCUUCCUGAUUGGUCUUCUAUUCCCCUUAGUCGUUUACGCUGUUCAAUGGAAAUUUCCUAAUUUCAAAUUUGCAAAACACAUUCAUACACCAGUGUUUUUCACAGGUCCAGGUAACAUCCCCCCAAGUACACCCUACAACUACUCAUUAUUUUUUGCGAUGUCAUUUUGUCUAAAUGUAAUAAGGAAAAGAUGGAGAGCCUGGUUUAAUAAGUACAAUUUUGUCAUGGGAGCUGGUGUCGAAGCUGGUGUAGCAAUCGCUGUCGUCAUCAUCUUCCUAUGUGUACAAUAUCCAGGUGGUAAACUCAGCUGGUGGGGGAACAACGUCUGGAAGAGAACGUACGAUAAUGAUUAUAAAAAAUUCUACACCUUGAAUAAAGGUGAGACGUUUGGUUACGAUAACUGGUGGUAA